Leptonychotes weddellii (Weddell seal) is the source of this 1275-nucleotide messenger RNA. Lineage: Eukaryota; Metazoa; Chordata; Mammalia; Carnivora; Phocidae. The record is from RefSeq and is a predicted model, not a curated record.
AAACACCUGGGCACAGGGCCUGGCACAGAGUAAAAACUCCAGAAUGCCCAGCAGGACUGGCCUGAGUGUCCGGUAGCCUGCACGGGGUGGGAGGAAGCUUGGCGAAUUCACGCUUUACCUGAUCCCCGGAAGUGAGGACUCUGCCCCUGAUUUGCUCACACUACAUACUGACUAAUAACUGCUUGCCCUCCGGCACUGAUCCUCGACACCAGUAAGGGACUGGUGUUCUAAACAAAGUACUGGUUACGGAUUAGCAUUUUGCUCUGCCCCAGGGCACAUGGCCAGCAAGACGGUCAAAUAAGUCUCAGUUUAUUUCAGCUGUAAAAUGGGUGUGCUGAGCACAGGGUUAGGUGAAGUCCUGUGCAGGAAAACUCUGAGGAGCUGUGGUGGGGUCUCAGUAGGGGCCCGGCUGCUGGUGAUCAGGCCCCUGGGUGUGCUGUGAGGGGGGCCGCAGGUCCGCCGUGGCUGAGCGUGGACGCAGUGACGCUUUCUCCCGCAGGUGAACAUGGGCUUCUGCAUCUUGGGAGUCAUUGUGAUGGCGACUACCAAUUCUCUGAUGUGGACAUUCUUUAGCCGGGGCCUCAGUUUCUCCAUGUCUUCAGCCAUUGCAUCAGUCACAGUGACGUUUUCAAACAUCCUCAGCUCGGCCUUCCUGGGCUUUGUGUUGUAUGGAGAGUGCCAGGAGGUUUUGUGGUGGGGAGGCGUGUUCCUCAUCCUCUGCGGCCUCAGCCUGAUCCACAGGAAGCUGCCGCCCAGCGGGAAGGACCCCGAAUACAAGCAGAAGUAGCGGCAGGUGGAGAGACAGCGCGGCAGCCCAGGCGCAGGAUGGCGUGUGGGGACCACCUCCCAGGGCCUUCUGACCAUCAGCCAGAGGGAGAUGCUGCCGAGGGAGAUGGGCCUCUGACCCAGCAGCCUUGAGGCUGGCCAGCCGCCCCUUCUGGAAGGGGAGGGACAGGCGCACUCAUGUUCAGCCUGAAGCCUUCUCGAGACGCCUGCACGGUGCUUUCGAUUCUCACGCCCCUGGGCCCGCCCGGUGCCCCUUGGCAGAUGCUGGAGACCCUGGGGUCAGUCUGCUGGGCGUACAGCCUUGAGACCGCGCUGUGAUUGCAGUCCUGUGGCCGAACAGAGGCCCAUCCCGUGACACGGGGGUGGGUUCUGGUGGAGCUUUCCGACACCUCCACGUGGCUGUACUGGGCUAUCUGUGUCAAGCUUCUGCAGUUCGGCAAGGGAAGGGAAACCGGAUUAAUAAAUCCGUUGGUUUGUAAGUUAAAAGUA